AUGUCCCUUUUCCUUUAGACUUACUGUCAGAGUGACUUUGAAAAAUCAAACAAAUUUUUACAAUCUUAAUAGGAAGAAGAAUUUGAUUUUUUGGUCCUUAGAAAUGAGUCAGAAGAGAAACACACUGCAUUUUACUAUCACAAGUGGGCUAAUUUUGUUGUUUGGGGAAUUUUAGCAGAUUUAGGCAUCUUAGCUAACAGAUAUGGUUCAUUAAGCAAACAUAGAUUAAAUUUACAUAGUAUCAUCAUGGGUCUAUGCGUGUUUCUUACUGUAAUCGCAGAAAUACUUAUGAUAGCUAUCUGGAAUCCGCCUGAAUUCUAUGGUAAUUAGAAUUUAGGUUCUAUUCAUGCUCCCAUAGGAUUUGCAUAUUUGGGACUGAUGAUAUUAUAGAGUAUAGGAGGAGUAAUAUUAAAAUUAUGUAUUGAAUCAAGCAAUCCACAAAGAUAUACCAAAAUCAUGUCCUUGGGUCACAUCUAUCUUGGAUACAGCAUGUAUUUUCUUGGCAAAAUCUAAUGCGGGUUUGGAUUCUAUAUAGUGUAUAGUAACUUAAAAGGGGAAGGCGAAGGAAACUUAAUUAUGUUUUGGAUAGUUUAUGCUUUGUUAUUCUUUUGGAGAAUCAUAUUCGAAUGGCUAUAUUAGAAGGGAACUCUUUUCGAUUACUUUUAUUCUGCAAAUCAAACUAUUGAAAGAACGGGUAGCAUAUAGGAUUCCCUAUUUGUGUAAUAUCUAAUAUAAAAUGAUUAGCUGAAUAUUGAAAAAGAAUAUAGUAACAAAAUGUGGUUUAUUUUUAAUAACAGCAUUGUUGAUUUGACAGGGUUUGUACAUCCUGGAGGCCAAUACAUAUGGGAAAAGACAAAGGGAAGAGAAAUAUCAAGAUUCAUCUAUGGUGGGUAGAGCUUAGAGGAUGGAAAUACGGCAGCCUAUACUCAUUCUAAUAGUGUGAUAACUUUAAUUUAAAGAUAAACUAUCGGACAUUUAAAUGGAAAUUCUCAUGAAAAUGUGACUUAAUAAAAUAUUAACAAAUGGACUUUGGUCAAUCAUUAAAAGAUAUCUGAAAAAAUAAGUCUAUUUGGAUUUAAGAACUCAUCAAAAUAGAUAGAGUCUAAGUUUACUAAUCUUCAUUAAUUUGGAAAAUACUAUCAAAUAAAAUCUUCAGUGAACAAAAAGAUUUCUGAAAGGCAAUAUACUUCAGUGGUAAGUAUGGCUCCUGAAAAUGUUUAAUAUAGACAGAAGUUAAUAAAUAUGAUUUAGUAAUUAAAUAAGAUCGAAUCAGAAGAUGCUGUAUAAAUGGGUUAGCAAGCAAGAUAUUUAAAUGAAUUGCCAUUAAUAAUAAAGAAGUACGAGUCCAAUUUCGGUUUUUCUCAAUAUAUCCAUUCCCAUUUAAAUGAGGAUUAUGAAAUUGAAGGACCCUAUGGACCUUCCUUAGGAUUGCCAAAUAAGGGUAGGGUCGUAUUUGUUUGUGGAGGAACAGGAAUUUUACCCUUUUUGGAUUUAUUAGAUUUUUAGUUGUAAUCUGCAACUUACCAAAUUGUAAAGAAAAAAUUUGGUCAAAAAGUAGCAGAAAGGUUGAAUCCAUUUGAAUGUUAAUUCAACAAUGGUCUGCAUAUUACAUUGAUUUUUGCAAUUACACAUAAAUCAGAAUUAAUAGGGUUAGAAAUAUUUAAAAAUUUAAUUUCUUUAUAAAAUGAGUUAGAGGAGCAAAGCUUUAGGAUGAUUUUGAAAAUAACAGAAUAGAUUGAGGGCUUUACUUGUGUCAAUGAUAGAUUUGAUCAGGAGUUUAUGAGAUAGUAAUUAGGACAGUUGUCUUAAUAUGAUAAAUUUUAUGUGUGUGGGCCUCCUGCUAUGAAUUAAACAGUUCCUCAAGCAUUAAUGAGUUUAGGAGUUUAAGAGAAGUAUAUCCAUUAUGUUUGA
This is a messenger RNA of Paramecium tetraurelia, 1911 nucleotides long. RefSeq lists its product as uncharacterized. The record is from RefSeq and is a predicted model, not a curated record. Gene Ontology annotation, molecular function: FAD binding; oxidoreductase activity. NCBI's taxonomy places the organism in Eukaryota, Ciliophora, Oligohymenophorea, Peniculida, Parameciidae. The transcript is spliced from 2 exons.